Molecule: messenger RNA, 1625 nt
Organism: Cryptomeria japonica (Japanese cedar)
Lineage: Eukaryota; Viridiplantae; Streptophyta; Pinopsida; Cupressales; Cupressaceae
Product: deaminated glutathione amidase, chloroplastic/cytosolic
Exons: 8
Coding region: 276-1139 (287 amino acids)
Molecular function (GO): hydrolase activity, acting on carbon-nitrogen (but not peptide) bonds, in linear amides
Source: RefSeq, a predicted model, not a curated record
GUACAACUCUAAUCUUCGAGUCCUUCCACGAGGACACUAGAUCUCUAGUAUUCCAGUCUUUUGGGCUAAACCUAUUACUUUGAUCAAUUUACACACCAGUCUUUUGGGCUAAACCUAUUACUUUGAUCAAUUUACACAAAAGAACUGUAAUCUCGAAUUGAGAACUCUCCGUGGGAAACACAGCCUUAAAAAUCAAGGGCACUCUGUCAAUUAUUCUAACGAAAUCUGAAAUCAAUUACAAUACAUGGAAACACUAUACUAUUUCAACGCUUAAAAUGACAUGCUCAACUUGGGGAGGACUGACAAAGGGAUUGAGCCUAAGAGCCGGAUUAAGGAGUCCACACAGGAGCUUGUGCUCGACACUCUGCAAGGCGGAAUUCACAAUGGCCGGCAAAGUAAAAAUAGCAGCUGCUCAAAUGACCUCUAUCAAUGAUCUUAAUGCCAAUUUCCAGACUUGUUCUCGACUAGUACAGGAGGCAGCAGCAGCAGGAGUAAAGUUGCUCAGCCUGCCAGAGAAUUUCUCUUUUGUGGGUUCUAAGGACGGAGAGAGUCUUAGCAUAGCUGAUGCCUUAGAUGGGCCUAUCAUGCAACGUUACUGUUCUCUUGCAAAGGAAUCAGGGAUUUGGCUCUCCCUCGGAGGUUUUCAAGAGAAAGGUCAUGAUGACAAGCAUCUAUUUAACACUCAUGUCUUACUAGAUGGCUUGGGUAAUAUUCGAAGUUGCUAUCGCAAAAUUCACUUGUUUGAUGUUGAUGUUCCUGGUGGUAUGGUUUAUAAAGAAAGCAAUUUUACAUCUCCUGGCUCAGAGUUAGUUGUGGCAGACAGUCCAGUUGGCCGACUUGGUCUUACAGUAUGCUAUGACUUGAGGUUUCCUGAAAUUUAUCAACAGUUACGCUUCCGACAUAAUUCACAGGUAUUGUUAAUUCCUUCAGCGUUUACGAGAGUCACUGGUGAAGCACAUUGGGAGCUUCUUCUCAGAGCUCGAGCAGUUGAAACACAAUGUUAUGUUGUUGCUGCUUCACAAGCUGGAAAGCAUAAUGAAAAAAGGGAAAGCUAUGGUGAUGCCAUGAUUAUUGAUCCAUGGGGAACUGUUGUUGCACGUUGCCAAGGAUUGGUGCAAAGGAAUGAUUACAUGAAAUGAUGAUGAAGGACUCAACAAGAAUGUGAGACAAGAUCAACAUAUUCGCGAAGAUGACAAAGAAGGAUUGCUCUAUGAUGAAGGACCCUACAAGGACAAGAAGUCAAGGUCCAAGCUAAAGACACGGAUGAAGAAAACUUGGAAGGCAAGAUGAUAUGAAGUCAAGAAAUUUGCUAAGAAUGAGAAGACCAAAGGCAUCAAGAAGGAUUCCAAGGAUGAAGAUGGAAGGGCAAAAGAGAUGAUCAAAGAAAGCAAUUUUGAAGUUUUGGAAGAGUUAAUCAAAGUUAGACAGACUUCUUUAUGAUGAUAUAGAAACGGAGUUGAAACCAAUGUUACAAGUCUCAGACUCGGCUCAAACUCGGCAAGCUGAUUUUUGACUCAGACUUGGACUCGGACUCUGCAAAAACUUGGCCAAGACUUGACAAAUUUUAAAACCCAAGAAAUUCAAAGAUUUUUAAGGAUUUAAAACUUGUUUCUUGCAUCCUUUAA